GACAUUUUCAGUCAUGUCUACAAAGUAGAAUGAAGGCACUCUUGAAGGUCAAAGAUGUGUGUGUCUCUUUUAUCCUGAGGGCUAUGUAAAUUCAGUGACAGCUUCCUGUUCAAUGGAACCAUAUCUUCCUGCUCUUCUUCUGCACUCCAAAACUCAAAGAUUGUGUCCUUGUCUGAAUGUUCUCCCAUCAAUAAGGUUCCUCCAACCUUUUGAAGAAGCAAUAAUGGCACUCUGGCUGAACCUCCUGUCCUUGCUAGUUGUCCUCAGAGGUGUCCAAUCUGAGGUUCAGUUGGUGGAGUCUGGAGGGGAUGUGAGAAGACCUGGGGAGUCCCUCCGUCUCUCCUGCCAAGCCUCUGGAUUCACCUUUAGCUACAACUGGAUGAGCUGGGGGAGACAGGCUCCGGGGAAAGGACUUGAAUGGGUGGCAAGCAUACACUAUCAUGGUGAACGUUUUGACUACUCAGACAACGUCAAGGGCCGCUUCACCAUCUCCAGGGACAAUGUCAAAAGCCAGCUGUAUCUGCAAAUGAACAGCUUGAGCAUUGAAGACACAGCAGUCUAUUACUGUGCAACAACCACAGUGAGAGGAAGUAUAUGUGAAGCCAUACAAAAACUGUCUUUUCACAGAGCAAUUCUGCAGAAUUCUUUUCUAAUAAUAAAAAAAACUUUAUUAAUUCAGAUUCUCCCUUCUUCUUAUCAUUCUGCACUUCAACCCUUCAUCCAUCCUGUCUAUAGGACUGAUCUUUUUUUUCCAUUUUUCUCAGGAACUGGCUGCAACAUCAUUGUCAUGGACAAGGAUUUAGAGAUACAGUGUCCUGGUAGUUGGAUUGAUUAA
Molecule: messenger RNA, 835 nt
Organism: Pantherophis guttatus
Lineage: Eukaryota; Metazoa; Chordata; Lepidosauria; Squamata; Colubridae
Source: RefSeq, a predicted model, not a curated record